UGAAAAAGUUAUCAACUGUUAGCAUUGACGUCCUGAAAGAUGAUAUUGCACAGGCUGUCAAACACAAGAACCCAAAUGUGAAGGAAGUUUCUUUGGCCGAAAAUGUCAUCUAUAACGGAUUUAACUACAGACUUGGAAUGAUCCUUGCUCGUGGAUCAAUCAGAGGGAUGCCUGCAUUCACGGAAAUCAUCCAGAUGGUGGUUCUCAAAAAGGAAUUGGUCUUCAUUGUUUGGAAACUAAGCUAUUGGUACAUGGAACACUACAGAGCCUAUCAACUCGAAAUCUCGCCUUCAAAGGAGAUUGAAGUUUUUGAGGCAUCUCAACUGACCGAUCCUUACCCCCUGGCAGACUACACAGUUGGGGCCAUGCGGCUUAUUACACUCAAGCGAUAUAUUCAAGGUUAAGAGGAUCUCCAAACAUGGCGGGCGUCACUCGGCUCCUGGUGAUUUUAGAAGAGGACAGUCGCAUCAAGCUGGAGCUUCCUAAUGGCAUCCCCUCCUCGGUUGACGAAGUCAUCCAAGAAAUAACGAAUUCCUGUGGUCUAACUAAUGAAAUACGGCUUCAAUACAAUGACCCUGAUUUCGGCACUUGGGUUAACUUAACUUCAACUUCAGAACUCAAGGAUCUUGCCACUUUGAAAGUUAUUAAUGUAGUACCCAGUGUGACUUUAUUCUUAGAGCCAGUGGAAUACUCUGUGGAUAAGGCUAAUUUUCAACGCCAAGAUGAUUCCAGUAUGUCUUCAUCUGCAUGCUCGGGUGACACAUUACCCGUAAGCAGCCCUUCUUCGGACACCUACAGAAAGGAGCAGUGGCCCAAGGUGUUCCUCAUCCCUACUUUCUCUCAUUCAACAGAAACACAACUUAGGGAUGGAAAUGCAGAGUACCAGAGAAGCCAGGUUAGACUCACUCCCAGCUCUAAAAUGCUUUCCAACAUACUGGAAACGCUCGCUGACAAAGUCUAUUCAUACAAAUCCUAUCCUAGCGAUGCAGACUUCAGUGAAGUGGCAGAGGCACUCACACAGACACACCCCUGUCUGAAAGAACCUGGGUCCUUCAACCACAGUUACGGAUGGAAACAGAGACUCAAGACGAAGAUGUACAACUAUCGCACAUACCUGAAAUCACACAGUUCAUCAUCUGACGAGCUGACUGUGAAUACUCUGAAAAGAAAGUUGCUGACGGAUGCCCACCCAGCAAAGAACAUAAAGAAACCUAGGCGAGCUGAGUCUAACCAUUACCCAUCUCUGCCUUUCAACGAGACACCAGAGUCCAUGGAGCAAGAGAGAGUGGCCCUCUUGUCUGAGGUAAAGAAAAGGAACAAUGUCCAAACAAUAAGACAGAAGAUGGCUCGGACGUUCGCAUUUCGGAGGCAAGAAAUUGUCGACAAGAAAACAUCUUUGCACGAAAUGAUCGAGAGAUGGCCAGCACUCUUCGAAGUUCAAGAGGUGAAUGAAGAAUUCAUCAGAGUAACCACAAUACCCCUUGAAGCAAGGUUCAUGCAGAAACUUGACGAGAAGUGCAGUGAACUAAUUCAAGUCGUCAGAAAGAAGGGUGGAGCUAUCCGGGAGAAGACAAAGCUCCUGCCAUUUGUGGAAACGGAUACUGACACCACUACAAAGAGGGAGAUUGCUCUCAAAUGUCUCAUCCUCAACAUGGGAGAAUCGGUGGAGGACCUGAUCAAAGAAUUCCUGGUGUCGGAGAAGGAUGAGGCUGGACAAAUUCUUCAGCGGGAAACCAUCGCAAUCUUCGUCAUCAGAGAUGCACAAGCCGCAACCGAAGACAUUGGCAUCAUUCUUGAGGGACAAGAGGUUGUGAAUAAGUUGGCGUCUGUUGCAAAUGCUGUCGCCAUUCUCCUGGACUUCCUUUAUGCUCUCAAUCUGGAAUAUCUCAAGACAUUAAAAUUGACAUUUGAAUAUAUCCAGAAAGUCUUCAUGGAGCUGGACCCGAAAGGCAUGGCCACCAAGGUCAAGAAGCUCUAUGACCAGCUCUACAACAGAGCUUAG
Gymnodraco acuticeps is the source of this 2002-nucleotide messenger RNA. RefSeq lists its product as uncharacterized. Lineage: Eukaryota; Metazoa; Chordata; Actinopteri; Perciformes; Bathydraconidae. Gene Ontology annotation, molecular function: protein binding. Bases 419 to 2002 code for a protein of 527 amino acids. The record is from RefSeq and is a predicted model, not a curated record. The transcript is spliced from 5 exons.